UUUGCAUCAGCCUCCCAAUGAUGCACCUUUGAUCAAUAGAAUUUAGACAAAAGCGGUUUUGAGUCCAAAGAUCAGGGCUGGGUUGGCCUGCGGACCGGCUACAGGGCGUAUAAAACAGGGGCAAGGCGCACAGUGAUAGCAGCGCCAUCGCCACCCAGCCUGAGUCUCAGCAGUCACCGGCCUCCAAGGUGCCGGGGCGCAAGGAUGGAGCGCGGGAUGAAUGUGCUACAUGACUUUGGCGUCCAGUCCACGCGCUACCUGCAGGUGAACCACCCGGGCUCGCGGGACUGGUUCAUCCUGGUGUCCGUGCUCGCCGACCUCAGGAACGCCUUCUACGUGCUCUUUCCCAUCUGGUUCCACCUCCGGGAGGCCGUGGGCAUCCGGCUGCUCUGGGUCGCGGUGAUCGGGGACUGGCUUAACCUUGUCUUCAAGUGGAUUCUCUUCGGACAGCGCCCCUACUGGUGGGUCCGGGACACUGACUACUACGGCAACACCGCGGCGCCGCUGAUCAAGCAGUUCCCGGUCACCUGUGAGACGGGACCAGGGAGUCCUUCUGGCCAUGCUAUGGGUGCAGCAGGUGUGUACUAUGUGAUGGUGACAUCAGCCCUCUCUAUCUUCCGGGGAAAGAAGAAGCCGACAUACAGAUUACGGUGCCUGAACAUCAUUUUGUGGUUGGCGUUCUGGGCCGUGCAGCUGAACGUGUGUCUGUCCCGGAUCUACCUCGCUGCUCACUUCCCACACCAGGUUGUCGCUGGAGUCCUGUCAGGUAUUGCUGUCGCUGAAUCUUUCCACCACAUCCGAGGCAUCUACGACGCCAGCCUCAAGAAGUACGUCCUGGUCACCUUCCUCCUGCUCAGCUUCGCCAUCGGCCUCUACCUGCUGCUCCGGGCGCUGGGCGUGGACCUCCUGUGGACCCUGGAGAAAGCCAAGCGGUGGUGCGAGCGGCCAGAGUGGGUGCACAUCGACACCACACCCUUUGCCAGCCUCCUCAAGAACCUGGGGACCCUGCUGGGCCUGGGGCUGGCCCUGCACUCUCACAUGUACCGCCAGGGCUGCCGCGGUGGGCUCGGCAGGCGUCUUCCGUUCCGCCUCGCCUGCGUCGGGGUCUCCCUCGUGCUCCUGCACCUCUUCGAUGCGCUGAAGCCUCCGGCCCAAGUUGAGCUGGUCUUCUACUUCCUGUCCUUCUGCAAGAGCGCGGCGGUGCCCUUGGUGUCCGUCAGCCUCGUGCCCUACUGCCUGGCCCGGCUCCUGGGCCAGUCACACGGGAAGGUGCGGUGAGGCGUCCAGAGUCUGCAGCUCCAAACCAGCGACUGUGACUGUGCAAGAGCAGGGGACCAAGGCCUCCUGCCAGGGCCUUUGGGGGCCAGUCAGCUGUGGGGAGCCCCUACCCGCUCUGCGGUCCUGGUCAUAUCGAGACAUGGUUCUGAGCCACCGAUGAGGCCGCUGCAGGAAGCCUGGGCCCUGUCACAAGUUGCGUCCUUCUGGAUGCUCCCGAGAACUUCUGUCCCGCUUCUCCUAGCUGAUGGGCACAGCGAGACCUCCAGGUAGGGGAGCUCCUGAGCCCAGGACAGAGACCACAAGCUGUGCUUGUCCUCACCCCAAAAGGAGAAAGGCACAGUGAAUUUGCUAGGGAAGGCAGGAGGGGCCAAAGAGAGGUUUUAAUACCUUGCACAUCAUUGCUAGACGCCAAGCGGUGUCUAAAUGGCUUCAAUGACAUUUGAAUCCUUAGAUGUGUGAUCUCAGUAAUGGUAGACCAGCCCGGUAUGGUGGCGCACACCUGUCAUUUCAUCACUUGGGAGGCUGAGGCAGGAGGAUUGCAAGUUUGAAUCAAACC
Molecule: messenger RNA, 1834 nt
Organism: Fukomys damarensis (Damara mole-rat)
Lineage: Eukaryota; Metazoa; Chordata; Mammalia; Rodentia; Bathyergidae
Gene: G6pc1
Product: glucose-6-phosphatase catalytic subunit
Exons: 5
Coding region: 205-1278 (357 amino acids)
Biological process (GO): gluconeogenesis; glucose 6-phosphate metabolic process
Cellular component (GO): membrane
Molecular function (GO): glucose-6-phosphatase activity
Source: RefSeq, a predicted model, not a curated record